This is a messenger RNA of Neopsephotus bourkii (Bourke's parrot), 734 nucleotides long. Its product is annotated as cytochrome c. The coding region runs from base 158 to 472 and encodes 104 amino acids. Gene Ontology annotation, molecular function: electron transfer activity; heme binding. The transcript has 3 exons. Lineage: Eukaryota; Metazoa; Chordata; Aves; Psittaciformes; Psittacidae. The record is from RefSeq and is a predicted model, not a curated record. Gene Ontology annotation, biological process: mitochondrial electron transport, ubiquinol to cytochrome c; mitochondrial electron transport, cytochrome c to oxygen. Gene Ontology annotation, cellular component: mitochondrial intermembrane space.
GAGUGCCGGCUUAGCUUGGUUGCGGCAACACCGGGUUACAUAGGGGGAGUACGGCGUGUCCUUGGGCUCAGACGCCGGACGGUACCGGAGUUACCCAGGUUGCGGUCACCGCCGUGAGCGCAGCGUCAGAGAGGCGGCCGGUCAGGCAGUGCUGAAAAUGGGAGAUAUUGAGAAGGGCAAGAAGAUCUUUGUCCAGAAAUGUUCCCAGUGCCAUACAGUUGAAAAGGGAGGCAAGCAUAAGACUGGACCCAACCUGAAUGGCAUAUUUGGACGCAAGACUGGGCAAGCUGAGGGCUUCUCUUACACGGAUGCUAACAAAAAUAAAGGUAUCACCUGGGGUGAGGAUACUCUGAUGGAGUAUUUGGAAAAUCCAAAGAAGUACAUCCCAGGAACAAAAAUGAUUUUUGCUGGUAUUAAGAAGAAGUCUGAGAGAGCAGACUUAAUAGCAUACCUCAAAAGUGCCACAAAGUAAAAGUUAUCUGCUGCCUUAUUUAUUUCACAAGGGAGAUGGUUAUGGAAGUGUCUGUGAUGAGUUUGGUUUUUAAACUUUCUAUUUUUACAUAUACUGUGUCUAACCUUAAAAUCUGUCUCGCCCAUCAGAUGACAUGCUUAUGGUGGGUCACUGAAGUACACUCUUGGCAGCCAUUAACUUAAUGGAAACUAUGUAAUUGGGUUGAUUUAAAUGACGAUAAUGUUCAGGCAUUCUUGAUCAUAGAAUUAAAAAAAUGUAUAUA